This is a messenger RNA of Diospyros lotus (date-plum), 2368 nucleotides long. RefSeq names its product heat shock cognate 70 kDa protein-like. Gene Ontology annotation, molecular function: ATP-dependent protein folding chaperone; ATP binding; ATP hydrolysis activity. Gene Ontology annotation, cellular component: cytoplasm. Lineage: Eukaryota; Viridiplantae; Streptophyta; Magnoliopsida; Ericales; Ebenaceae. The transcript is spliced from 2 exons. Gene Ontology annotation, biological process: protein refolding; cellular response to unfolded protein. Bases 217 to 2073 code for a protein of 618 amino acids. The record is from RefSeq and is a predicted model, not a curated record.
AAGCAAACAGGCGGAUUCCUAGAAGGCGCUGACAAGUUUCCAUAGCAAGAAAUAAAGACUUGACCUUGUCCAUUGUCUGUCCUCAAACUCCCAUAGCAAUUCUUUGAAUCUGUAUAUACCCAACCUUAGCAGACCGAGAGAAAGAGAGAGAAGCUUCAUCUGUUUACUUGCUCCUGUUCUCUUGUAAAGUUGAAUUUGUUUGCUUGUGAGGCAAAUAUGGCCGGAAAUGGAGGCGGGGCGGCGAUCGGGAUCGACCUGGGGACUACGUACUCAUGUGUGGGAGUGUGGCGGCAAGACCGGGUUGAGAUCAUAGUCAACGACCAGGGAAGGAGGACGACGCCGUCGUACGUGGCGUUCACCGACACGGAGCGCCUCAUCGGCGACGGCGCCAAGAAUCAGGUCGCCAUGAAUCCCACUAACACCAUCUUCGAUGCAAAGCGAUUGAUCGGCCGGAGAUUCAGCGACGAGUCAGUGCAAAGUGACAUGAGGCUCUGGCCUUUCAAGGUUGUAGCUGGCCCAGGGGAUAAGCCUAUGAUCGAGGUCACCUACAAGGAUGAGCGGAAGAAAUUUGCUGCAGAGGAGAUAUCAUCAAUGGUGCUCCUAAAGAUGCGAGAGGCUGCAGAAGCCUUUCUUGGAUCAACUGUCGAGAACGCUGUUGUCACUGUUCCUGCCUACUUCAAUGACUCGCAGCGCCAGGCGACCAAGGAUGCUGGAUCCAUCGCUGGCUUGAAUGUCAUGAGCAUCCUGAAUGAGCCCACUGCUGCUGCCAUUGCCUAUGGAUUGGAAAUGAACGUGGGCAAUGAUGGUGAUAAAAAUGUUCUUAUCUUUGAUCUUGGUGGGGGUACUUUUGAUGUCUCGCUUCUGACUAUGAAGCAGGGUGUCUUUGAAGUGAAGGCCACUGCCGGUGACACUCACCUUGGCGGAGAAGAUUUUGACAAUAGAAUGGUGGACUUCUUUGCUGAGGAGUUCAGGAGAAAGCAGAAGAAGGACAUAACGGGGAACCCCAGAGCUCUUCGGAGACUAAGGACUGCUUGCGAGAGAGCCAAGAGAAAUCUCUCAUCAACUAGUCAGACCACCAUUGAGAUUGACUGUUUGUAUGAGGGUAUCGAUUUCUCCACAACCAUUAGUCGUGCCAGAUUUGAGGAGCUUAACAUGGAUCUCUUCAAAAUGUGCAUGGGGCCGGUUGAGACAUGUUUAGCAGAUGCCCAUAUGGAAAAAAGCAGUAUCCACGACGUUGUCCUUGUUGGUGGUUCCACAAGAAUUCCCAAAGUGCAGGAGAUGUUAAAAGAUUUCUUCGACGGAAAGGAACUGUGUAAAAGUAUCAACCCUGAUGAGGCUGUUGCCCAUGGUGCUGCUGUUCAAGCUGCAAUUUUGAGUGGAAAUGCCACCGAGAAGAUCCAUGACCUAUUGUUGUUGGAUGUUACCCCUUUAUCUCUUGGAGUGGGGGUGGUUGGUGGUGUUAUGUCUGUUGUGAUUCCGAGAAACACUGCGAUUCCCACCAAGAAGGAGGGUGGGUUCACUACAGUGGCAGAUGACCAGACCAGCAUUCUGUUUAAAGUGUACGAGGGUGAAAGAGCACAAAUCACUGACAACAAUUUGCUUGGUGAAUUUAGACUUGCUAACAUUGUUCCAGCCCCAGCUGGUGUUCCUAAGGUCAAUCUAUGUUUUGAGAUUGAUAGAAAUGGUAUCUUACAUGUCUUGGCUGAGAACAAGGCAACUGGUCAGACGAGUAGGAUCACCAUCACCAAUGAAAAUGGAAGAUUGUCCAAAGCAGAGAUAGAUAGAAUGUUGCAGGAGGCUGAGAAGUACAAAGCUGAAGAUGAGGAGCUCAAGAAGAAGAUUGAAGCUAAGAAUGCGCUCGAGUUAUAUGUGUACAAGCUGAAGAGCGCUAUCAAGGAUCAGAAUAUCAUUCUCAAGCUGUCACUAGCUGACAAGAGGGAGACAGAAGAUGCAAUUGAGAAGGCCAUUCACUGGCUGGAUUGCCACCAAUUUGCAAAGAUAGAUGAAUUCGAAGAAAUGAAGCAUUAUCUGCAAAACAUUUGGAACCCCAUUGUUACUAAGGUGUACCAAUGAAGCUGGUAAUUUUGACAUAGCUGGCACCAUGGAUUAUGGCGGCCUCUCAGCAUGGUAGUGGUGCAGGCACCAUUGGCCAUUCAUGAGAAAAUUGAUCAUGUGAUAUUUCUUGACCUCUUUUUCAGCUUUAUCAGAUGCUAUUCAGAGCUCGUUUACAGGAAGGUUGUUUUGUUUGGUUUUCCUCUAAUGUUUGGCAGCUUCCAAGAUGAAAAGUCAUUAGUGUUUGGUCAGAAGUACUCUUGUGUAUGUGCUUCUCUGUUUGACCUCUCAUUCCAAAAAUUUACUUUGUUUCUUA